Dromiciops gliroides (monito del monte) is the source of this 3877-nucleotide messenger RNA. It is a transcript of the gene POU6F2, whose product is annotated as POU class 6 homeobox 2. Gene Ontology annotation, molecular function: DNA-binding transcription factor activity, RNA polymerase II-specific; RNA polymerase II cis-regulatory region sequence-specific DNA binding. The record is from RefSeq and is a predicted model, not a curated record. NCBI's taxonomy places the organism in Eukaryota, Metazoa, Chordata, Mammalia, Microbiotheria, Microbiotheriidae. The transcript is spliced from 10 exons. Gene Ontology annotation, biological process: regulation of transcription by RNA polymerase II. Bases 14 to 2203 code for a protein of 729 amino acids.
AGUUGAUUGACAGAUGCAUGCCAGAAAGCUCCAUUCUUCUUUUCAAAGACAACGUAUGAUGGAUUGCGAUCUCUCAGCUCAGCAGGACACAUGGACCAUGCAAGCUGUAAUUGGUCAGGAUCCAAUGAUAGCUGGACAAGUCAGUAAGCCCUCGCUGCUGCUGUCAGUGCGGAGUGAAAUGAAUGCAGAGUUGAGAGGUGAGGACCAGGCAGCGACUCCAGACAGCGAGCUCAAUGAGCCCCUGCUUGCGCCCGGGGAAUCCAAUGACAGCCAGGACGCUCCCAGCAAGCUGUUCGGGGCCAGAGGAAACCCACCACCUGCUGACACGAGCAUUGCCGACCAACACUCGUCCAGCCAGGCCCACCCAGCAGCCUUCCCUGUUGGGCCCCAGCCGCUCCUGACAGCACAGCAGCUGGCCUCUGCCGUGGCCGGGGUGAUGCCAGGGGGCACACCAGCCCUCAACCAGCCGAUCCUUAUUCCUUUCAACAUGGCAGGACAGCUGGGCGGUCAACAAGGACUGGUUCUCACCCUGCCUACCGCCAAUCUCACCAACAUCCAAGGGCUGGUUGCAGCCGCAGCUGCAGGAGGCAUCAUGACUUUGCCAUUGCAAAAUCUCCAAGCUACCUCAUCCUUGAAUUCCCAACUCCAACAGCUUCAGCAUCUCCAGCAACUCCAGCAGCAGCAGCAGCAGCCCCCACCGCCCCCCCAGCAGACCGGACCACCCCCCCAGCAGACCGGCCAGCACCCGCCACCAACUGCACAGCCAUCCCAGCCUCAGUCACAGCUGCAGCCGCAGCCUCAGCCACCUCCACCCCAGCAACCCCCACCUCCACCUCAACAGCCCCCGCAGCCACCAGCACCGUCACAAGCCCAGCAGAACCCAGCCCAGACUCCGACAUCAAACCAGUCUCCAGCCCAGCAGGCCUCCGGCUCUCCCCAGAAGCCCAGUCAGUCCCCCGGGCAUGGCCUUCCAUCACCUCUCACUCCAUCGAACCCACUGCAGCUGGUUAAUAACCCACUAGCAAGUCAGGCAGCAGCAGCAGCUGCGGCAGCAGCCACCAUGAGCUCCCUAGCGAGCUCGCAGGCUUUUGGCAAUGCACUCUCCAGCCUUCAGGGGGUCACAGGCCAACUAGUUACUAAUGCCCAAGGACAGAUUAUUGGAACCAUCCCUCUGAUGCCUAAUCCAGUGCCAUCCAGCCAAGCUGCAGGAGGAGCACAGGGCCUCCAGGUGCAGCCAAUUACCCCCCAGCUACUGACAAAUGCCCAGGGUCAGAUCAUUGCCACAGUCAUCGGGAAUCAAAUCCUGCCUGUGAUCAAUACCCAGGGAAUCACACUCUCCCCAAUAAAGCCAGGCCAACAGCUCCAUCAACCCUCCCAGACACCAGUGGGCCAAGCUGCCUCCCAGGCCAACCUUCUGCAUCUGGCUCACAGCCAAGCAUCCAUGUCUCAAAGUCCUGUCCGCCAGGCUUCCUCUUCUUCCUCCUCAUCCUCCUCCUCUUCAGCUUUGAGUGUUGGCCAGUUAGUCAGCAAUCCACAGACAGCAGCUGGUGAGGUGGACGGGGUGAAUCUGGAAGAAAUCCGAGAAUUUGCCAAAGCUUUUAAAAUCCGGCGCCUGUCUCUUGGUCUGACGCAGACCCAAGUUGGCCAGGCCUUAAGUGCCACAGAAGGCCCAGCCUACAGCCAGUCUGCCAUCUGCAGACACACCAUCCUGAGAAGCCACUUUUUCCUACCACAGGAAGCCCAAGAGAACACUCUAGCUAGCAGUCUGACAGCCAAACUGAACCCUGGCCUUUUGUAUCCUGCCAGGUUUGAAAAGCUGGACAUCACCCCUAAAAGUGCCCAGAAGAUCAAGCCGGUGCUUGAACGGUGGAUGGCUGAGGCUGAGGCCCGCCAUCGGGCAGGUAUGCAGAACCUGACCGAGUUUAUCGGGAGCGAGCCCUCCAAAAAGCGCAAGAGGCGCACCUCCUUCACGCCCCAAGCCCUGGAGAUCUUGAAUGCUCACUUUGAGAAGAACACACACCCUUCAGGGCAAGAAAUGACAGAAAUUGCAGAGAAGCUGAAUUAUGACCGAGAAGUAGUUAGAGUUUGGUUCUGCAAUAAGAGACAGGCCCUGAAGAACACAAUUAAACGUUUAAAACAGCAUGAGCCGGCCACAGCCAUCCCGAUGGAGCCUUUAACAGACUCUCUGGAAGAAAAUUCCUAAAGGGAGAGAAAAAGAGACACACACACACACACACACAUACACAUAGACACACACACAUACCCCAACCAAAAAUAAACGUAAGAAAAGGAAAGCCUGCCGCUGGGACUUGGCAAUUGUAGCUCCACUUGUCCCCUUGUAAGAAAAAGACUGAGGAAACAACAAAGUGGACAGAACACUUUCCAAAUGUCCAUUUGAUUUUCCCAAACAAUUAAACGUUCAUGAAGAACGUACCACACUUACUCUGUGUGGCAGCAUUUGCCCCCUACUCUCCCCUUCCCCAAAAAAGCCAGUUUUUUAAUGGACUGAAAGUAAACCAAAUAACUGAAUAUGUUUUUCUGUAUAUUAUGAAAAUGUGGACACAUUUUAAGGGGAAAAAAAGCAAAAAACAAAAAAAACAAAAAACUUUUAUCUGUUCAAAGAGAAUACAAGCCUGCCACCUGGAGGGGAAAACGUAACCCUCCAGGUACCAAGUGCUGAUUCACUCUGGAACCUAUUAACCAAAGUCAGAAACACGUCAUUGCCAACUCGGGUGAUUGUUAGUCUACACUUUUAUGAGUGUAAAGUUGUGUUAUGAAUUUUUACAUUUGUACUUUCCAGAAAUAAUAGAAAGUCUGUUUUUUCCCAUCUUUCCUGCCUGUUAUUCUCACCAAUAGGGUGGGACCACUUCUUGAAGCCAUCCUGUGACGCUCACAAUGAUCUGUCACCUGGGGCUGAGUGGUCUCCCGAGUGGCCAUAUGCCAAAUUGGUGGUGCUUUCCGCUCAUGAUGACUUGUGGGUUUCAAAGAAGAAAAGGGAUCAAGUGACAUUUGUUCCUUCUCUUUUAUGGAUUUCUGUGCCUCUCCCCACACCUGCAUCCCCAAAAUUCUGCCCUAAAGGUCCUAAGAGGGGGGAGUAAAAGCAUCUUUUGACUCUGACGGAAUGGAAUUGGGAAACUUUGAGCUAAUUAGGAAUAUUCCCAAUGGACUGUCAACAUUAACCCAUGCUGUAAUUGUGCUCAUUGAUGUCCAUGGCUCCUGAUUUUUUUCUGUCUGUUGACAUGGAACAUGGAGAGCUCACCAAAAUUCAUUUUGUAAGAGAAAUAAAGUUGCACAUUUGGUUCAAUACUUCCAUACAACAUGAUGCAGCCAACACUUACUUAUAUUCCUGUGUUGGGGCCCUGUGCAAAAUGAUUUCUCUCCAAAGUCUUCUAGCCAAAGAAAUUUAUUGAAAUGCCAGUAAAAAAUAUAUACAUUCAUACAUAGGCACCCCCAUCUCCAAAGAAACAGGUCAAGAAAUAAAUGAUGCUGUUAGGGUCAUUCCAGCCUAUCACAUCAUGUCAUGCUGUUAGCCUCAUGCUUUCUGCCAUAUCUUUUUUCAUUCCAAUAUGGAUUGUCGGGGGAGUUACAUUGGAUUGUCACUCUAGGACUACAUAUAAUAUUGGUGCAGUGAGUUACAGUGGGUGUGGAUGGUGAGUCACAGAAGUAUUCAACAAUCAAAAUUCAAGAAUGAGUUCUAGAGACAAGAGAAGCUCUAUGAGGGUGGAGAACAGCCCACAUAGGAGAUUAUAAGUUGAAAGAAAGAGACAGACAGACAGAUAGAGAUAGAGAGGGAUGGAGAGAGAAAUAGAAAGGAAAACAGAAAUGCAAAAGAGAGGAGGAAGAGAAGAGAGAGAUGGAGAAGAAAGGAGAGAGAAAU